AUGUCCGCAUUCUAUCCUUCAGCAUUGCCGGUCCAUCAUGCCUCCCUUCCACCUCGACGAACUCCUUCCCCGUUUUCACCGUCCUCGAAGCGACCCGCUACUCAGUCCUCAUCCAUUACCUCAACUUACUCCAAACUGACCCCCCAGGAAGCCGCCGAUCGCCUAAAUACGGAUUUAGCACGCGGUUUAAGCCCAUCUGCAGCUGAAGCGCGCUUACUUCGCGAUGGUCCAAAUGAGCUGCCACAUGAAGAACCGGAGCCGCUCUGGCUUCGGUUUCUUAAACAGUUCAAAGAACCUUUAAUCCUCUUGCUUCUCGCAUCGGCUCUCAUAUCGUUCUUUAUGCACAACUUCGAUGACGCAGUUAGUAUAACUCUCGCCGUGACUAUUGUCGUCAGUGUGGGCUUUGUGCAAGAAUACAGAUCAGAAAAAUCACUGGAGGCGUUAAAUAGACUUGUUCCACAUUAUGCCCAUUUGGUUCGUAAUAUCCCAUCCAGCGCCACCGGUCGGACAAGCCCGGGUACAGGGAGUGGCAUCGAGCAAUACGAAAUGCAAGAACUUUCGGACAGUUCUUCUUCUGCUACCUGUGAAGCUGCUAAAGGAUCUACGACUGUUAUUGCGAAUACCUUAGUCCCGGGGGAUCUGGUCUUAUUUUCUACCGGAGAUCGGAUUCCUGCGGACUUACGCAUUACCCGUGCUACUCAUUUGACCAUCGAUGAGUCCAACCUUACCGGCGAAAACGAACCGGUAUUAAAAUUUUCUCCCGCUUUAGCUCCUUUAAGGUCAACGUCCUCAGCACCCGGCUUCACUCCUCCGAGAACUCCAUUUUAUGAUUCACCUGCAGCUGGAACUGUUGGAACGGAUCUCCGUCUCAAUGAGCAACAUAAUAUAGCAUUUAUGGGAACUUUGGUACGGUCCGGGCAUGGCCAGGGUAUUGUAAUCGCUACUGGCCCUAACACGGAAUUCGGAAGCAUAUCAGCCUCUCUUCAGGAAAUCGAAAGCCCGAGGACACCCUUGCAACUCUCUAUGGAUAGGCUCGGCCAGGAACUAUCAUAUAUGUCGUUCGUUGUUAUCGGCGUUAUUGUUGUUAUUGGCUUAAUUCAGGGCAGGAAACUCCUUGAAAUGUUCACCAUCGGCGUCUCACUCGCCGUGGCGGCGAUCCCAGAAGGGCUUCCCAUCAUUGUCACAGUCACCCUGGCACUCGGGGUCCUCAGAAUGGCGAACCGUGGAGCUAUUGUACGAAGGCUACCCAGUGUCGAGACAUUGGGCUCCGUGAAUGUGGUUUGUAGCGACAAAACAGGCACACUUACUUUAAAUCAUAUGACCGUUACGAAAAUGUGGCACUAUGAUGCGAUCGCCCCAUUUGAAAUGUUCAAAGAUGGUGUACCUGCCAGUCUUACCACAGCUGCGCAAACCAUACUUCGCGUUGGAAAUAUCGCUAACAAUGGUCGCUUAUCCCGGGCACACGCCAAUUCUCCCGCUACUGCUUCCUCUGCUGCUAUUCUAUCAUCGACAGCUGACCAUUCGUCAGACGCGGUAAAAAGCCGCUGGGUUGGUCAACCAACUGAUGUUGCGCUACUCGAUCUCCUGGACAAAUUAGGAGAAGAUGAUCUUAGGUUUCAGCUUAAUGUGCGAGUUUCAGAAACGCCCUUUAGUUCAGAGCGAAAAUGGAUGGGAGUUGUUGUCGGCAAGACUACCCUGAAUGAUGGCACUAACAAUAGCUGCAGCGAGAUUGCGUAUAUCAAGGGCUCACUCGAAGAAGUUCUAAAACGAUGUGAUACGUAUUUAACGAAAGAUGGUCGUGAAAUUAUACUAGAUGAACGGAGAAGACAAGACGCGAGAGAUGCUGCCGAAUCUAUGGCCCAAGAGGGUCUCAGAGUAAUUGCAUUCGCAAGCGGGCCUGUCAAGAGUGUAAACAAGGCUAAAAGUCAAAGUUCACUUUCCCAUGACCCAACACAUGACCACCAUGCCCAAAUACACGGAGAAGAAUGUUAUACUAGUCUUGUAUUUUCUGGGAUUGUCGGUAUGAACGACCCUCCACGGAAAGACGUACACAAGUCGAUUCGCCGACUCUUAAGCGGCGGCGUUAGAGUGAUUAUGAUCACUGGAGAUGCUGAAACGACUGCUGUCGCCAUCGCGAAGAAAUUGGGUAUGCCGAUCAGCACAUCACAGGCUGCAAGGUCCGUUCUGAGGGGCGACGAAAUCGACCAUAUGACCACACAAGAGCUGGCCCAAGUCAUCCCUAGCACUUCCAUAUUUGCUCGGACGAGCCCCGACCACAAGAUGAAAAUUGUGAAGGCGCUCCAGUACCGAGGAGACGUAGUUGCCAUGACAGGUGAUGGGGUAAAUGACGCGCCAGCACUCAAAAAAGCAGACAUUGGAAUUUCCAUGGGUCGACUAGGAACCGAUGUCGCAAAAGAAGCGGCCGAUAUGAUAUUAACCGAUGACGAUUUUUCUACAAUUCUUAGAGCCAUAGAGCAAGGCAAAGGCAUUUUCUACAAUAUUCAGAAUUUUAUCACUUUUCAGUUGAGCACAAGCGUUGCAGCGUUGAGUUUAGUUCUUGUCAGUACAGGGUUGGGGUUUAAGAACCCUCUUAAUGCUAUGCAAAUUCUCUGGAUAAAUAUUCUCAUGGAUGGCCCCCCCGCCCAAUCCCUGGGCGUAGAGCCCGUCGACCCGUCAAUUAUGAUUCGGCCUCCUCGUCCUAAGCGCGCCCGUGUGCUUACCAAAUCCCUUAUCCGGCGCGUCCUCACAUCCGCUGCCUGCAUCAUGCUUGGUACCCUCGGCGUCUACAUCCACGAAAUGAUUGACCACACAGACGAAGUCUCCGGCAUCACCUCUCGUAUUGUGACUAGACGCGACACUACUAUGACAUUCACUUGUUUCGUGCUUUUUGACAUGUUCAACGCGCUAACGUGUAGAAGCGAAGGCAAAUCAUUACUUCGUGGAGAAAUCGCGCUUACCAGCAACAAAAUGUUUAAUUACGCAGUUAUAGGCUCGCUACUUGGCCAGGCUUGCGUCAUUUAUUUACCGAUAUUACAGGACGUCUUCCAGACGGAACCGCUGAGUGCGGGAGAUCUAAUUUCACUUCUAUGUAUUUCUAGUUCUGUCUUUUGGGUUGACGAGAUUCGGAAGUUUUGGGCGACUCAACGGUGGAGAAGAGGCGGAUGGUUCGGCUUUCCUUCGUCAUCUCAGCUAUCCGGGGCUGGGUACAGUGUUAAUGUCUGA
This is a messenger RNA of Ophidiomyces ophidiicola, 3222 nucleotides long. RefSeq names its product High affinity Ca2+/Mn2+ P-type ATPase-like protein (gene PMR1). NCBI's taxonomy places the organism in Eukaryota, Fungi, Ascomycota, Eurotiomycetes, Onygenales, Onygenaceae. The transcript is spliced from 2 exons. Gene Ontology annotation, biological process: calcium ion transmembrane transport; intracellular calcium ion homeostasis; manganese ion transport. Bases 1 to 3222 code for a protein of 1073 amino acids. Gene Ontology annotation, cellular component: endoplasmic reticulum; plasma membrane; Golgi membrane. The record is from RefSeq and is a predicted model, not a curated record. Gene Ontology annotation, molecular function: ATP hydrolysis activity; P-type calcium transporter activity; ATP binding.